AUGGUGCCUAUUAACAUAAAGUUAUGGUCCACUGUUCCAGAGAACAUGAAACAGAAAGUGUGGGAAGAAAUAUCGAAUGUCUUCGACUUAGCACCUCAAAGCGAGGCGGCAGUGAUGAGUUCAGCAGGCCAGAAAUGGAGAGACUUCAAAAACAAACUCAACAGUAGGUUUGUCUGGCCAUAUAGAGAUAAUCCUGAAAAACUGAAGUCACCACCGGAGCAGUAUCAGUAUCAGAUCCCAUCUGCAAUUUGGAAAGCUUUUGUUGAUGAGAGGCUACAUCCAUCUUGGGAGGUCACUCAUGAAAAACAAAAGGAAUGGGCGAGCAAUUGCAAGUAUCAUCACAAAAUGUCUCGCAAGGGAUACAUUGGAUUGGAGACUGAAUUGAGGCAGAGAAAAAUAUUCAGGGAGGAUGAGGAAGUUGAUAGGUCAUUCCUUUGGCGACGAUUUGUUGGACAAAAAAAGAGGGGAGAGUUCAUAUCUUCUGGAAGCAAUGACGUAUUAACUACUUCAUUAGGGAGGCAAGAACCUUACGGAAGGGUUAGAGGUGUAGGGGGAUUUGUGAAGCCCCAAGUCUACUUCAAAACUCCAAGGAAGAAGAGGGAGUUGGUGUCAAAGGCUUUGGCUGAAAACUUUAAAGAGCAAGCGGAGGAAACAAAGAUUUUGAAAGCUGAAGUUGAAAAACUGAAGGCUCUUCUUGCUCGAUUUAUGCCAGAAACAAGUGAUCAAGUUUCUGAACGUGUAGCAUCUAACAAGUCAUCGCACAUGGCAGUUCAAAUAUUGGAAGAUGAUGUGGAAGUUUUUGAAUGCGACAAUUCAUUCAAUCAGGGGAAAAAAUGUCAUUUGGCUUUGAAGAAUAAGGGGAAUGUGGUGGCAUAUGGCACGAUAGUAUCCGACGGAGGCCCAAAUGUAAUGCUGCACAAUGCUCCACUUGGGGAAGGCAACUUAAAGGUGUCUGUUGAUAUUGUUUUACAUGAGGAAGCAGAGCUUCCAAUUCCACUUAAGUCGGGACCAACAGUAAUGGUAGAUGCUGUUGGAACUGUGGUUGGCUGGCCAAAAGAAUUGGUGAUAUUUCCGACGACAAAGAAAAAGAAGAAACCUGCACCACCAUUUGCUAUUUUGGAGGUUCCUGAUGAGAAAAAUAAAUUCAAGGAAGUUGAAAGUACUCUACCAAUGCCAUGCAAGUUUUUGUAUUCUUUUGUUGUUAGACUGAUGACUGAGGAGGAGACCAUUCCUAUCGAAUUUGAUGAAGCCAUGUUUGGACGUAAUGUAAGUACAUCGUUGUUGAGAGAGGAUAUCAUGCGCUGUAUGGAAAUGAGAGAGAUAGGGUCCAGGCAAAUUUUGGUUUACAUGGGUUACUUGUACAAGUACUUGAAGGAAACAAACAGGGCUGAGUAUGUGUCGUUUGUGGAUCCCAAUAAAAUACCAGCCGCUCAAGAUGGCAGUACCUCUUCACAACACAUUGCUAAUCAGUUGAAAGCAUCAAACGGAGACAGCAUAUGCCUUAUCCCAUACAACACUGGUGGAGUGAGGACGUACCUUUGUAUGAGGGGUAAUCCAAAACGACCAACUUUCAAACAGUUGACGGGUAAUCUCAAACAACAAGGUUGUGUUGAAUGUGGAUAUUGUGUCAUGCGGUACAUGAAGGAGAUUGUUGAAUGUGAUGAUCUACAGUUGGAGAGGAAGUUUGCAGGUUGUGUGAAGAACCAGUACUAUACGCAGACACGAUAUGAUGAAGUGAGAAUUGAAUGGAGUGAAUUUGUGUACUCGUAUUUGAAGUGAAUUGCAAGUUGUGUGAAUGAACCAGUACAUGUUUUUGGUUUUUUAUAGCUUAUUUUGAUCAUAUUUAGGGAGAUUUGUUUUGUAUAAACAUAUGCUGAAAUCAUGGCUUGUUUUGAUCAAGGCUUA
This is a messenger RNA of Zingiber officinale, 1905 nucleotides long. RefSeq lists its product as uncharacterized. Lineage: Eukaryota; Viridiplantae; Streptophyta; Magnoliopsida; Zingiberales; Zingiberaceae. The record is from RefSeq and is a predicted model, not a curated record. Bases 1 to 1779 code for a protein of 592 amino acids. The transcript is spliced from 11 exons.